AUGAUAACUACUUUAAGUGCAAAGAACAAACUAGGAUUUAUGAAUGGUACUUUAAAGAAACCAGAUUUAUCAUCCAAUAUUUAUGCUACUCGGAUUUGCUAUAAUGAUCAUGGAUCCUUAAUGUCGUCUCUAAAGAGAAUGCUUCCGGCAUUAUGUUUAAGACGUUGGCAUAAAAAAUGUGGCUUGAUUUGCAAGAAAGAGGGCUCGUCUAAUCGCCAUACGGAUAAUUUAGAUAAGCUCCUCAACAUGAAGGACAUACUCUCACCUCUCCUGCAGCCCCAUCUCGACCAUAACAAAUUUGACACUCAGUUGCUAAUUUUGUUUGGGUGGGGGGUGGGUGUUGUUCAAAUUUGGGGUUACGAUAACCUCAAGUAUGACUAUAGAAAAUCUGAACUAAAAGUUAUGGUUAAGUCAAUGCGCCUCGCCUUCAACCAUUACAUUAUGGAAAAUAUUGUACACAAGAUGAAGACAAAUCGAUCGUGA
Messenger RNA from Dovyalis caffra, 483 nucleotides. The record is from the annotation of a GenBank genome assembly. NCBI's taxonomy places the organism in Eukaryota, Viridiplantae, Streptophyta, Magnoliopsida, Malpighiales, Salicaceae.